UCCAAGUGAAUUUAAUUAACUGCAGCGAUAGGGAAACACCAACAAGGCUCUUGCUGUUUCGAAGCUGGUUAGUUGAUCAUCAAGACUACUACCUGUUUUUAAUCCAACGCAAUCUCUUACCGAUUUUAACGAGAUUACCGGAAAAGCAUUUACUGCUUUCUAACAAUCUUGUUCGCUUCGUAGCGGUUGUAUAUAUAUUUACGGCUGUGUUUUGCAAGUGUAUUUUAAUAAAAUCUCCGGAUUUGUCGAUCGACUAAGGGCGCAUGAUGCGCUAUUUUCCAACGGUCAUCCGAUUCCCCUGGGAAUCCCCGCAUCCCGUCAAACACCCAUCUUUUCUGCACACAAAUGGCGCUGCGGAUGCCCAGCGCAGCGUGGCGGAAGAUGUCCACACCGCGUACGGUCCGCUGCACGGCGGCCACAUCGCCCUGAUCGUCAUCGGCCUGAUCGCCUCCCUGUGUGUUGUACUGUGCGUGGUGUGUUCGCGACGGGGUCGCACGAUGGCGUCGCGUUCGUCUAAAAGCCUGGCGUUAGCCGGCGACCAGACAAAGACGACUAUCGUGGACGAGGAAGCGGAUGAGCCCGCUCGCCGGAACUCCACGGCAUCCUCCGAAACCGGGAUCAACUUUAACGUGUAAUACACGUUGUGGACAACGCUUCGAUUAAUCGAUUAGUCCGCAGUAAAACUGAUACAAUUAAAAAUUAUUGUAAUUAAUAAUAAAUAUAUUCUGUGUAAAAAGGAUUUAUGAUGUUUCGGUUCGAAGAAUUCUUUAAAAUGGCGGCUGUUGAUUUUUAUACCCUUGUAACACUAGUUUUAUUUCUCUUUGUAUCAAAAGUUGUGAGUAACUUGCACAGCAAAAACUUAACAUUUGCAACAGCUGAAUACAAAUUAAAACCGGGCAUUUUU
Molecule: messenger RNA, 904 nt
Organism: Paramacrobiotus metropolitanus
Lineage: Eukaryota; Metazoa; Tardigrada; Eutardigrada; Parachela; Macrobiotidae
Exons: 2
Coding region: 264-635 (123 amino acids)
Source: RefSeq, a predicted model, not a curated record